UUUUGUGCGUUGUUGUUUUGUGUCCUUUCACAUCGCAGUAAACGUAACUUUUGAAACUGUUUAUAAAAAAAGUGAUUUUCGUUCUAACUGUACAGUGACCAUGUUUUCAAAACCUAAGCCUUCGAGUUCAAAAGGAGAGAAACGAAAACACAUAACACUGACUCUCAAUCAGAAACUAGAAAUCAUCAAACGGCUAGAAAAAGGCGAGAAUAGAAAUGUUUUAAUGAAUCAGUUUAAUAUUGGCUCAUCAACUAUUUAUGACAUUAAAAAACAAAAAGAUGAACUAAUGAAGUUUGCUUCUCAAUCGGUAACAACUGAAAAAUUGGCUUCUAGACAAACAUUAAAAAAACCAAAACUGGAACAGCUAGAUAGUGUAUUGUUCAAAUGGUUUAGUGCAGUACGUUCUGAAGGAAAGCCGGUAACAGGGCCAAUGAUUGUUGAAAAGGCAAAGAAAUUCGGCCAAGAUUUAGGAGUUGCUGAAAGUGAAUGUAAUUAUUCUGAUGGUUGGCUCAGAAACUUUAAGUUUCGGCAUGGAAUUCGAAGACUUGAUGUAACUGGAGAAAAAAUUUACAAUGCUGAUGAAACAGGGCUAUUGUGGCGAUGUUUACCAACAUCUACACUAGCUGGGGGAGGAGAAAAAGCAGCCAAGGGUUUAAAAAAAAACAAAGACAGAUUAACCGUUUUGCUAUGUGCUAAUGUGUCUGGAAACCACCGAGUGACCCCUUUUGUGAUAGGUAAAUCUGCAAAACCCAGGGCUUUUAAGAAUGUUACACACUUGCCUGUCCAAUACGAUGCUCAAUCAAAUGCGUGGAUAACUGCCGCCCUCUUUAAAGACUGGUUUUUUCACCACUUUGUGCCUGAGGUCAAGGAAUCCUUCAAAAGCCUUGGUCUACCAGAAGAUACUAAAGCCAUCCUUCUUUUGGACAAUUGCGAAGCCCAUCCGCCAGUAGAUGAGUUAUUUUCUGGAAAUAUUGUUGCUACUCUGCUCCCACCUAACGUAACAUCUUUGAUUCAACCCAUGGACCAAGGGGUUAUUCAAAAUUUUAAAUGCUUUUAUGGAAGGUCUUUUAUUCAAGGCCUGUUAAAUGCCGACUGUGACGUGACUGAUUUUCAAAAAAUGUUUACAGUAAAAGAUGCCGUCUAUGCUAUUGCGUCUUGGAACCAGGUAAAAAAUACAACACUCCAAAAAUGCUGGAGAAAACUUUGGCCAGCUGCAAACCCUGCAUCUGACCUACUUCUACAGACUGAUGAGGAAGAAAACCAUCAAGACGCUCUGACCAAAGUUUUGGAUGUCGUUAGAAGUACUGACAAUCCCUUGAAAAACCUGCCUGAAGAUGAGGAGGUAGAGGAGUGGGAGUGGCUUUAA
Messenger RNA from Stegodyphus dumicola, 1366 nucleotides. RefSeq names its product jerky protein homolog. The record is from RefSeq and is a predicted model, not a curated record. Lineage: Eukaryota; Metazoa; Arthropoda; Arachnida; Araneae; Eresidae.